GAGAAAACUGUGGACAUCAAGAGAGAGAUGAUGGGAAAAGUGCGAAACUUAGCUCAUGGAUCUUGGUUUGUUGAACAGAGCAGACCUGCGGGACAAAGAUCGUUCAGCAAACCAACCUCUGCUGCAGUUCAUUAUGCGCUGAGAUUUGGAGUUGUGGUCCUCAUUGUUGGUGCUGUUUUCAUGUUGUGUGCCUCUUUCUACCUCUGGAAAGACAGUGACAGAAGUGUUUAUAAUGUUCGUUACAGCCUGAGCAUCAACGGCGAGGUGAGGGAGGGCUCUGUGCAAAUUGAUUCUGACAACAAUCUGGGGAGAGUUAAAACCGAGAGUGGAGCUGGGGAAGCAGUGGAGAUUCAUGACUUUCAAAUUGGAAUAACUGGGAUCCGCUUCUUCGGAGGAGACAAGUGCUUUAUAAAAUCCCAUAUCAAAGCAAACCUUCCACUCAUGGGAGCUCACAACAAAGAGACGCUGAUGUUUGACCUGACAGAUGAACUAAUGCCAGUGAGGGUUGAUGAGGAGUUCCUCACAUGGAUUGCAGCAGAGAAGCCACUGAAGAACACCACAUUUUUAAGCAACAAAAUUCUGGAACUGUGCGGCAAACUUCCCAUUUUCUGGCUCAAGCCUGCAAAUCGUCAAGAUGGGGCGAGGAGAAAGAGAGACGCUCAGCAAGCCAAACGGCAGUUAGACACAGAAGAGAUCAAGGUGGAUGCUGAGGAGAGAGACCCGGUGAGUCGAGCAGAGCGGGAGGCAUCCAGAGUUGGGGAUGGAGAAGAAGAAGUCUCGGCCGCGGGGUCAGCGUACAAUCCUGACAACCCCUACCAUCGUGGCGGAGAGGCCCAAGAGGAGAGCGCCAUGACCUUUGACGGCAUGUUGGACCGCCAGGGAAUCUGCUGCUCUGAAUGCCAGCGCAGCUACACUCACUGUCAGCGAGUGUGCGAACCUAUACGUGGCUACUGGCCUUGGCCUUACAACUACAGAGGGUGCCAGGUAGCCUGUCGAGUUAUUAUGCCCUGCCGCUGGUGGGUGGCACGAAUACUGGGUGUUGUAUAA
This is a messenger RNA of Nematolebias whitei (Rio pearlfish), 1047 nucleotides long. It is a transcript of the gene cnmd, whose product is annotated as chondromodulin. The record is from RefSeq and is a predicted model, not a curated record. The transcript has 7 exons. Gene Ontology annotation, biological process: negative regulation of angiogenesis; negative regulation of endothelial cell proliferation. The coding region runs from base 28 to 1047 and encodes 339 amino acids. NCBI's taxonomy places the organism in Eukaryota, Metazoa, Chordata, Actinopteri, Cyprinodontiformes, Rivulidae.